Molecule: messenger RNA, 9202 nt
Organism: Styela clava
Lineage: Eukaryota; Metazoa; Chordata; Ascidiacea; Stolidobranchia; Styelidae
Product: cadherin-23-like
Biological process (GO): homophilic cell-cell adhesion
Cellular component (GO): plasma membrane
Molecular function (GO): calcium ion binding
Source: RefSeq, a predicted model, not a curated record
UUGAUUAGUAUGUUUUAAUUGAUAAAACAACAAUGGAUAUAACGCAUUGUGCGUCAACAAUUGUCUUCCUUACUUUAUUUGUGUCGUCACAAGCCAACAGAGCGCCAUAUUUCAUGAACGUUUGGUCCUGGGUAAUAAAAGAGAAUGCACCAGUCGGUUCACGACCCGCUUCCUCAUUUUCCGGAAACGAAAUCACAUUAUCGGGCUCUGACCCCGAAGGAAGGCUUUUGACCUACGGAGUCAGAGGUCACACCGGGAAAAAGUUUUUUACUGUCGAUGCAAAAACGGGAGUGGUGAAAAUACAAAGGACAUUUGACUAUGAGGUGGAUACCAAAUACAGAGCAAAAUUCUUCGUUUCUGAUGGAGUCAAUGAGGACGAACAAGAGGCGGAAAUCACAGUUAUAGACGAGAAUGACAACGCCCCGAUCUUUGAACGUUUCCCGUUCGAAACCGAAGUGACAGAGGAUCAUCAUGUCGGGGCUGAAGUUCUUGUCGUCAACGCUUCUGACCCUGACACUGGUCCUGGUGGGAUUGUAAAAUAUUACUUGGAAAAGGUGCACAACCUUCCUUUCUCCCUGGACCCAUCAACGGGCUCACUGCGCCUGCGCAGAAGACUUGACUUUGAAGACACCGUGAUGUAUCAGUUCAAGGUCAUCGCGAUGGACCAGGAUCGUGCAAAACCUCUGACGUCUGUGGUUCCCGUCAUUAUCCGAGUGAAAGACGUUCAGGACACAAGUCCCGUGUUCCAAGGAUUGCCUUAUGGUAUCACAAUACCAGAGGAUACACCAAUGCGUUCAAGGAUUCUUCAGAUUCAUGCAGUAGAUGGCGAUAGAGGUACUCAGAAUCAAAAUGACAUUGUGUAUUACAUCGUCAAGGGUAACGAUGACGGCUACUUCAUGCUCGUCGGAGGUGACUUAAGGAUUGCGAGAAAUUUGAACCGAGAUGUCGAGGGAUUUAGCGGAGUUCACACUCUGACAGUUAGAGCCAUAGAGAUCGGAACCCGAGCUUUCACAGAUGUGACGUUUGACAUUAUGAUAGCAGAUAUGAAUGAUGAAAUACCGACAUGGGAUCAAAAGAAAUAUACAACAUCAGUACGAGAAGAUACGCAGCCUGGUACUAAGCUGGUAGACUUGGGUGUGAAAGAUUUGGACCAAGAAGAAAACAGUGAAAUGACAAUAUCCAUAGAUUCAGUCAAUGCUCCAUCAUUUGCUGUGACACCAGUAAUAUGCCGUGGCAUCUGUGAAGUGUCACUAAUUCUGAAGGAGCCGCUUGAUUACGAAGAUAGAAAGAGGAUACAUUUGAAGAUCUUUGCAAAUGAAACCCGAAACACCUCGCACUACUCUGCAGUGGAUGUCAUCAUAAAUGUUGAGAAUGUCAAUGAUAACAAACCGAUGUUUCAGCAACCUGUGUACAGCAUAGAAGUCCCUGAGAAUACAACCAUAAGGUCAAACAUUCUCCGGGCAGAGGCAUUUGACAAGGAUGAAGGGAAAUUUGGGGAAUUGUAUUACUCUAUCUCUGACUCAACACAAACGUUCGCUCUCGACUCCGACACUGAUUACAUUGUCUUGCACAAAGCAUUGGACAGAGAGAAGAUAUCCCAGUACAUCAUUGUGAUUUCGGCAUCUGAUAGUGGCUCUCCUUCCUUUCGUGCCAUGGCAGCAGUUACAAUCCAUGUCACAGAUGUUAAUGAUGAAAUGCCACAGUUUGAUGCCACAAAUUAUGCGGCAUAUGUCACCGAAAAUGAAGACAUAAAAGAACCGAUAGUUGUUGUCAGGGCUUUUGAUGGUGACGCUCCUCCCAACAAUGAAAUUAAUUAUGACAUCACAGGGGAUCGUUUCAGCAAAUAUUUUAGAAUCAAGACAACAGCAGAGGGAACUGGAGAAGUAUUUCUUAGAGGACCUCUUGAUUAUGAGCUGAUUAAAGAUGGUCUUGUGAGACUUGAUAUUGUUGCUACGGACUCGGGAGAACCCCCUCACAAUACGACAGUGCCUCUAGUGGUGACAGUAACUGAUGUGAAUGAUAAUCGUCCAAAGUUUACUGAAGAUUCAACAUUUAAUAUUACAGUGUAUGAGAAUCUUGAUGGCGGAAUAAGAGUUGGCGGAAUAAAAGCAACAGACCGUGACAGUGGAAGGAACAAGAAAAUUAGAUAUUUUGUGGAAGAAGGCAGGAAUGAGUUUGAUGAAGUGUUUCGGUUGAAUGAUUUUACUGGUGACAUUACAAUUAAGCCUGGUUCCUCCCUUGAUUAUGAGAAAAAAUCACUGUAUGAUGUCAUUAUAGUUGCUGGAGAUCAUGGAACACCUCCGUUAGCAGUAAAGCAUCAACUCCUUAUAACUAUACUGGACAUGAAUGAUAAUUCGCCAGAAUUUACUCAGGAUAAAUAUGUCGUGACAUCUCUCGAAGGCAUGGCAUCUCGUGUGGCAUAUGUCACUGCCACAGAUGAGGAUUCUGGGAGGAAUGGUGAAAUUGUAUAUGAAAUAACUAAAGGCAAUGAAGAUGGAACUUUCAUGAUGGAUCCCAGAACAGGAGAUAUUGUUUCCAUAAAACCAUUGGAUUAUGAGUCAACAAAUGGUGUCUACAAACUCAUUGUGAUGUCAACAGACCAAUCAGAAGAUGUAGAAGACAGGUUAUCUUCUGUGGCAGAGGUUAUAAUACAUGUAGUUGACGUCAAUGACAACCCACCAGUUUUUGAAAUCAGUGAACAGUCAAUGGUUUAUGAUGUCAUGGAGGGAAUAGAAGGACCUCGGAUCAGUCGUUUUGUUGCCACGGACGCGGAUUCCGGAGAAAAUGGUUUUGUUACUUACUCCAUCUGUAGUGGAAAUGAAGAAGGAUUUUUCUCCAUCUCCCACUCAGAAGGAAAUCUUCGAGUUCAUAAAGGAAAACAUCUGGACAGAGAAGAAAAUGAAUUUUUCAACAUGACAGUCUGUGCAAUGGAUUCUGGGAUUCCAGCUUUGAAUUCAUCUUUGGACUUUUCAAUUCGUGUGAUUGAUGUGAACGACAACGCUCCCAAGUUUACAAAAUUUCAUCAUUCGGUCAGAAUAGCAGAAAACACCAAUGUUGGGUCUGUCGUAACCAGUGUCCUUGCAAAUGACCUUGACAGUGAGGAGUUUGGGAAUGUGUUUUAUAGCAUUGUGGAUGGUGACGGAACAUUUGUUAUUGAAAAAUGGACUGGUGUCAUUCACCUGGCAAAAGGUCUUGAUCGAGAAACCAUCUCUGAAUAUGACCUUGAAAUAAUGGCCAAGGACAACCCAAGAAAUGCAGAGAAUUCAAGACAAACUACUAGGAUUAUGAAGAUCAUUGUAUCAGAUGUGAAUGACAAAACCCCUCGUUUUGUUGGAAAAACUCCAUAUCGCGCCCAUGUGGAUGAGAAUUCAAAACCUGGAACUGUGGUGACCAUUGAGGGUGAUCUCAUACUUGCACUUGAUGAAGAUAUUGGGGAAAAUGCAAUUGUGACAUAUACAAUGGUCAGAGAUGAUGUCACAUUCGUCAACAAUUACGUUGGCAGUCAAUGGUCUUCUUUCUUUGCAAUCAAUGGAAGCAGUGGAGAGAUAUCAGUGCUUGUGGAACUAGACAGAGAAGUGCUUGCUAGUGAUGCGGUGACUCUUGUGAUCCGAGCAUCUGAUCGAGGGGGCCGACAUUCUGAUGUCAAUGUCAUUGUGACGGUCCUUGAUGUCAAUGACAACCCUCCUCGGUUUAGAACCAAUAAAGUGAGAGUGGGAGUGAAAGAAGAUAUAAAACAAGGCUCGGAAGUAACUCGUGUCAUCGCAACAGAUCGAGAUAUCGGAAUGAAUGGAAAGAUCAGAUACAGAAUACAAAGUGGAUCAUUUGAUAAGUUUGUGAUUAACCAGGAAACAGGCAUUUUACGUGUGGCACCUGGACAACUGCUUGACAGAGAAACAAAAUCUGAUUAUACUAUCAUAGUAGUCACUUAUGAUAAAGGCACUUUGACAUCACUGUCAAGUACUUGUUCUGUCAUAAUUAAACUUGAUGAUGUCAAUGAUUCAAGACCAAAGUUUACAGCCUUAUCACAGAUUAUCAGUGUUAAAGAGAACACUGCGCCCGGUACAGUCAUCAUACAAGUGGAAGCUAUAGACCCAGACCUCAACCAUCGUCUGCAAUAUGAACUUGUAUCGAUUGAUGUUUUCGAUGCUCAUGGGCGCCAACUAAUGGCUACUGACGAUCCAUCAAGCUUUUCAAUUAGGAAUUUUCAAACUGAUGAAUAUGAUGUUAUAAGAAACUGGUUUGAAUUGAAUGAAACUUCAGGAGAGAUAAAUGUUGCGGCUUCCAAUAGAAAUUCCAUUGAUCGUGAACUUUGCUCCCGGGUUCAAAUGUCAAUACGGGUUCGUGAUCUUAGUUCUGUUGAUGAAGAAAACGCAGAAGCAUUGCAAUCGGCUUCAGUAACUAUCACAAUAGAGGAUGAAAAUGACAAUUCACCAACAUUUGUGAUGUCAUCAUCACCGAGCAAUGAUGUCAUAAAACUUAAUGAUGAAUUGAUUGUCAACAUCACAGAAGAAACAGCAAUUGGAUCAAUUGUUAUCAACGUGAAAGCGAUUGACCCGGAUUCAGGAAACAAUGGAGAGGUUGUUUAUGAUAUCAUAGAGGGAGAUAAAGUUCAAAUGACUGAUCAGAAAUCAGGAACGAUCUUAGUUGCAUCUCGAAUUGAUCGAGAGAGUCUGGCGACACCAAGUGGUACAGCAUGGGUAAACACGACAGUUUUAGCAAGAGAUCUUGGAUAUCCGGAAAGCAGAUCUGUGAAGCUUCGAAUUGCAAUGAGAGUGGAGGACAUUAAUGAUAACGAUCCAGUGUUUCGACUCAAAAGAUAUAAGGCUUUGAUUUUUGAGAACAAAACGAUAGGUUCGGAGAUUAUCACUGUCGAUGCAACUGACAGGGAUUCUGGCAGUUUUGGAAAAAUUAUUUAUGAUUUGAAAGGAGGGAAAAAUUACUUCAAGAUUCAUCCUAUUUCGGGUGCAGUUCGUCUCCUACGGCAACUAGAUUAUGAAGAAACAUCAAAAUACAAAAUGGUUGUCACGGCGACAGACAACCAGGGUGGACCAGAACAUGAGAGAAGAGAAACGUCAGUUGAGCUGGUGAUAAACGUCAUUGAUGUGAAUGACUGCCCUCCAGUGUUCAUUGAUCCUCGUACUCCGAGAACAUACAGCGUACAGGAAUCCGAAGGUGUUGGAUCACUAGUUGCUGUGGUAACUGCAAAAGAUCCAGAUGAGGGCGCUGGAGCAGAAAUUACCUACUCCCUGCUGCACAGUAGAUUCUCAGGAUUCUUCAAAAUCCAUUCAUCGUCAGGUCAUGUGACUGUUAAGAAAUCUCUUACAGCUCUCCCACGCAAUCUUGAGGAUCCCAAACUUGAAGUACUUGCCACGGAUGGAGGAGGAUUGACGAGCAAUAUGACUAUUCUUAUAGAUAUCGUCGAUGUCAAUGAUCAUGCUCCUGUGUUUAAAGAACCUGAUGGAAAAGAGAUUUUUAUUCAUGAGGAAGAACCGGCCGGCAGUUCUGUUGGUUACAUGUUAGCAGAAGACACUGAUUCUGGGUUGAAUGGAAUUGUUCGAUAUAGCUUCUGUGAUGUCACAGAUGAUCAAUCAUUUUUCAUUGACGAGGUCACAGGAAGAAUAAUUACUGCUAAAAGACUCGACAGAGAGAAGAUACCAGAAUACACACUCAAGGUUUGUGCGGUCGAUCUUGGUUUGCCGCCUCUACGAAGUGACGCUUCAGUGACCAUCAAAUUGCUGGACCGUAACGACAAUAAACCUGAGUUUAGAAAGUCGAGCAACAUUGAGAAUGGAGGAGGAGCUCAUCAAACAAUUCAUGUGAGGGAAGACGCCAGAAUUGGACAGAGUAUUGGUCAUGUGACACGUGCAACGGACCGUGACAGUGGCGAGAAUGCUCAUGUUUACUACCACUUGUUGUCAGUAUUGAGCAAUGAUCAACCUGUCGAUCUCAGUAUGUUCUCGGUGCAAACGCAAAGUAGGCAAAUUAUUCUGGAGAGAUUGUUAGACAGAGAAAAAAUAGGAAGAUACACUUUGAUAAUCAAAGCUACAAAUGACGAAAACUAUUCUCGUCCCAUGCCAAUCAUUUCUGAUUCACCAGUAGAGGACACUAACGGUCCACCUCUGGUUGGCGGGGGAGGGAAAGACAAGAAAGCUGCGGUUGUUGUCAAGAGAAGCUUGGAGAAUCUCGACAGCCUUGUUGGUGGUGGAAUUUACCCUGCAAAAUCUUUUAAAUUACCCGAAGAAGGUGGAGGGCUUGGUGACAUCACAGAUACAAUUAUGGGAUCCAAAGCCACUGCUUCUCAGAAACAGGACAAGUCUUUACCCGGCGGUUUGAUUAUGACAUCAGAAAGUUCUGACAAUAUGGUAGCUGUGAUGUCACCAUCAGCUCCUAUUACAUCCCAAUAUGAUCCAUCCGAUGACCCCAGUUUGAUUGAGGUUGCCAUAGUAAUUGAUGAUGUCAAUGAUGAAUGGCCAGUGUUUGAGAAGAAAAGUUAUGUGACGGCAACCGAUGUCCAAGCAAAGCCUGGAACCGAAGUCUUGAAGGUUCUCGCAACUGAUGAUGACAUAGGGAAUAACAGCAUUGUGACAUACACAAUCACCAAUACAUUGUUGCGAUCCCAUGACAACAUCACUCAGCAAUCUGUAUUCGGAGUAUUCAGCAUUAAUAAGCAUGUAAUAAGCACUGCACGGCCGUUAGAAGAUUAUGGGGAAGGAUACUUCAAGGUUGAUGUUGAAGCAAGUGAUGCAGGAAACCACCAAGCUAGAACAUCAGUUUACAUCUACAUUCUGCAAACUACUGACAGAAUAACUUUUGUUGUAAACAGCCCUCCAAGUGCUGUCAAGUUUCGCAAAAAUGAGUUUGUUGCAGUUUUAGGAAACAUUACAUCAUCACGAGUCAUAGUUGAUGACAUAGAAUAUCAUCUCAUGCCUAACGGCCGCCGUGACUACCAGAGGAGUGAUGUCACAAUACGAGCAUUUGAUCAACAGACCAUGAAGCCUAUGACAUCAUCCGAACUUCAAGAAAAAUUAGAGAAAAGUAAAAAUAAAUUGGAAAAGCUGUUUGGGAACUGUGCUGUGAUACAGAAUGAGACUAUGAUGAAUGAUUAUGACCUCACAAACCUGCGCAUUGUUGUCAUAGUGAUGUUAUUCUUCCUACUUUUGAUCAUUCUUUUGUUUUCUGGUCUCUACUGCCACACGCAAAGAAGGCACAGGCGUGAGCUUGAAGCAUUUGCAUCCGGUACGUUAGGCCGACAUAAGAUGAAGAUUGCGUCCCACGACUUACUGAUGCAGUCGGGAAGCAAAGUCUAUUCAGAUAUGGGAACUUGUUCCAGUGGGGGAUGGAAAGAUGAAUUCUAUAGAAAACUUGGACAAAAAAUGGUGGAAGACGAUGAAAGUUUAUUAGAGGAAAUGACUAAAGUAACACCUGUACCGGUGACUCGUGGACUUUCCAGAUCGUCAAUCACUCCUCAAACCAAACCAAGAAGCCGGUCUGAGAAUGACCAAUUGAGAGAGAAGGCUCUUCCACGUACAAGCACUGAUGUUUGGGUUCCGAAGCAGCAAGAUCGACUCAGUCAGAAGUUUCCUGUCAUAUCAUCAGAGGCAUUGCAGCAGUUACUAAAGGAUAGAUCUAAAAAAAAGAAAGCUGAGAAAAAGGCAAAGAGAGAGAGCAGUCAUGCAGAUUCUCAAAUCUCCUGUGAAACAACAUCUUCAUCACUAAAGCAUCACCAUGAGGAGGAGGAGGACCGAAGAGAAUCUCUCCGAUACGAGGAACGAUACAGACGAGGGAAUAGCCGAGAUGAAACUUUACUCAAAAGUGAUGAAGCUCAAUUAAAUGAAAAGAAGAAAGCAAAGAAAGAACGACAUACUGAGAGAAUACGGCAUGGGCGGGAAUCGCCCGAACUCAAUCUACACUCAGGCGGGAACAGUGAGGAUAUUGUGAGGAAACACUCAACAAUAUCGUUACAUGCCUCUGAUGACAUCACACCAACCAAUAUGACAUCAUCAUCAGAUUCUCAUAUGACAUCCUCAAUGACAAGUGUAAAAGAAAUAUCUGAUGUGUAAACAAUUAAGACAUCAAAUCUAGAAGAAAACAUUUUGUAAAUCUCUUUAUCAACUUUCUUUUCCUCCUAACAUUAAUAUGAGAACCCCUAUCUCUAUUCUAAAAUAUUUCUUCUCAGUUACUGGGGUUUGGGCCAUAAAUUUCUGUAAAUUGUAGAGUAAUCGUUCCAUAACCAAUUUAAAAAAUGUUUAUUGACACACUUUCGCACUGCCACUGUGAUAAAGUCUCAGUAAGCACUUAGCUACUUUUCAAGUAAGAAACAAAAUCCUAUUGAUCCCAACCUGAUACAGGGAGUUAGUCUUGGGGUUGAAAUCAUGAUUAUUUACCUGGGAUGCGAAUAUAAGUUAUUUAACAUGUGAACAUACCGGUAAGUUAGUCGGUGGGAAUAGAGGUUAAAUCUGCGGUCUUCAAGAUGCAAAGUUAUCCAUUAUGCUCUGCACAAAGUAGCAGACAUGGAAAACAAAUAUCCAACCUGCAUUCUUACACACUCAUUGUUUUUCGACCAGAGUUUUAGGUUCAAAACAGUAAUUGGGGCUCUGAAUUGUGAGUUCUGUAGGUGGAAUUUCCUUUUUGUCGAUUUUGUCAAUACCUAUUCAUGUGAAUGAGUAUGUCCUAUUCAACAACUAUUAAGAAAGAAAACAGAAGUCAUCUUCUUCCAAUUCAAACAGCCAAUCAAAAGUUACAUUGAGUGCUUUUAAUAUUUUUUUCUGCUCCGUUGAUGUUAAUCAUAUUUCAAUUAGCAACGUGGAGCCUCAAUUUGUGAAAAAAUGAAAUUGCAGAAGGGUCAUUCCUUUCAUUUUAUUUUCUGUAAUAAUUUUUUAUUGUCACUUUUGGAGUGUCACAAACCGAAAUAUUCCACUUUCAUAAAUUUAUGGGCGUUUUGGAAUAAUUGUUAGUAGAGAGCGGCCUGUGCUGCUAUAGCUACUAGGCCAUUGCUAUGUUAAACUGGCUGCGUUUUUCUGUUUGUGUAUAUUUGUGUAAAAUUAUGUUGUUUUUCACUAAAAUUAAAUUUCAUUAUGACAUCAUUUCACUCUAAUUAUUUCUUCACAAUAAUAUAUAUUUGUCACUGCACUGCCUGUUUUUCUUCUUUUAUUUACUUUUUUGUUUUCACUUUUCAAAAUUAAAUAAAUUUGAUUCAACUUAA